This is a messenger RNA of Telopea speciosissima, 1168 nucleotides long. RefSeq names its product bifunctional protein FolD 2. Gene Ontology annotation, cellular component: cytosol. The record is from RefSeq and is a predicted model, not a curated record. NCBI's taxonomy places the organism in Eukaryota, Viridiplantae, Streptophyta, Magnoliopsida, Proteales, Proteaceae. Gene Ontology annotation, molecular function: methenyltetrahydrofolate cyclohydrolase activity; methylenetetrahydrofolate dehydrogenase (NADP+) activity. Bases 90 to 989 code for a protein of 299 amino acids. Gene Ontology annotation, biological process: tetrahydrofolate interconversion. The transcript has 5 exons.
ACUUUUGAAUCUGGUCGCGUUUGAUUGCUGUACUUCGUCUGUGUCUAUUUCACUGCAAAUUCGACAAAUUUCUCACAGUGUUCUCCGUCAUGGCAUCGACGGCCGAUCACAAGGCAUCUGUCAUUGACGGUAAAGCCGUCGCUCAGACUAUCCGGUCCGAAAUCGCUGCCGAAGUUCAGCAACUCUUCAAGAAAUACGGCAAGGUCCCUGGACUCGCUGUUGUCAUUGUGGGCACCAGAAAGGAUUCUCAAAGCUAUGUGAAUAUGAAGAGGAAAGCAUGUGCUGAAGUUGGCAUUAAGUCGGUUGAUGUAGACCUUCCAGAGCAAGUAUCUGAGGAUGAAUUGAUCCAGAAGGUCCACGAGUUAAAUGCAACUCCUGAUGUACAUGGGAUACUGGUUCAACUUCCGUUACCAAAGCAUAUUAAUGAGGAGAAAGUCUUAAGUGAAAUCAGCAUUGAUAAGGAUGUAGAUGGUUUUCAUCCGCUAAAUAUUGGCAAGCUUGCAAUGAAAGGCAGAGAACCUUUGUUUCAGCCUUGCACGCCUAAGGGAUGUCUAGAACUUCUGUCACGGAGUGGAAUAACUAUAAAAGGAAAAAGAGCAGUUGUGGUUGGUCGAAGCAACAUAGUUGGAUUGCCUGUGUCACUACUACUUCUGAAAGCAGAUGCCACUGUUACUGUAGUUCACUCACAUACCCCUAAUCCAGAAAGCAUCAUCCGUGAAGCAGACAUUGUUAUUGCUGCAGCAGGACAAGCAAUGAUGAUCAAAGGUGAUUGGAUUAAACCUGGAGCAGCAGUUAUUGAUGUGGGUACAAAUGCUGUUGAUGACCCGAGUAAGAAAUCAGGUUACAGGUUAGUAGGUGAUAUAGACUACAAAGAAGCUUGUAAGGUAGCUGGAUGGGUGACCCCUGUUCCUGGUGGUGUGGGCCCAAUGACCGUCGCAAUGCUACUGAAGAAUACAUUAGAUGGUGCUAAAUAUAAGAUGGAACACUAAACCCUUUUUUUUUUUUUGUCUAAAUCCUUUUUCUUGUAUCAUUUCAGGACACCAUAUUGGUAUUAAUGUCUUACAAAAGGAAAAAGGAAAAAACAAAAUAUAAAUAAACCUUAAUACUUUGUUGUUGUAUCCCAACAUUGGCUUUCAUAUUCUGCGCAAGAUACUGUUCAUUUUUGGAU